Messenger RNA from Psilocybe cubensis, 987 nucleotides. RefSeq lists its product as uncharacterized. The record is from RefSeq and is a predicted model, not a curated record. NCBI's taxonomy places the organism in Eukaryota, Fungi, Basidiomycota, Agaricomycetes, Agaricales, Agrocybaceae. Gene Ontology annotation, molecular function: 2-oxoglutarate-dependent dioxygenase activity. The coding region runs from base 1 to 987 and encodes 328 amino acids. Gene Ontology annotation, cellular component: cytoplasm. The transcript has 9 exons.
AUGUCCGUCCCAUCCUUCCUCGGUUCGCUCGCCAACUUUGCGCACUACGACGCGACACCGCACAUCGGCACCGUCUUCAGCGACGCGAGCGUGCAGCUCUCGCAGCUGCUCGCCGCACCCAACGCGGACGUGCUCAUCAAGGACCUGGCCACGCUCGUCUCGCAGCGCGGCGUCGUGUUCUUCAAGGCGCAGGAUAUCGACAUCGAGACGCAGAAACUGCUCGCGACGCGCCUCGGCGAGCUUACAGGCAAGCCCGCGGACUCGAAGCUCCAUCGCCAUCCUCUAACGGAGGACGGGUCCGAGCUCGGCGACGAUGUGCAGGUCAUUAGCAGUGCAGUGGUUUUCCCGAGGGAGAGGGCGCUUGCUAGCCGCGGGUGGCAUUCGGAUGUUACUUUUGAGCCAGUUCCUUCAGAUUAUGCUAUUCUUAAAAUCCAUACCCUUCCUCCUAGCGGCGGAGACACCCUCUGGGCCAGCGCAUACGAAGCAUACGACCGCCUCUCACCCGCAUACCAAAAAUUCCUCGAGGGCCUCACGGCCGUGCAUGACGCAGAGCAAUUCCAUGUUGCUGCGAAAUUGAGAGGAUUUGAGAUCCCUGCUGGCCCGCGCGGCUCACCAUUGAACGUCGGAUCCGAGCUGACUGCUGUACACCCCGUCAUCCGCACGAACCCCGUCACCGGAUUCAAAGGCCUCUUCGUAAACAAAAACUUCACCAAGCGCAUCGUCGAGCUCACAUCUGACGAGUCCGCGGACGUGCUCAACUACCUCGCGGUACACGUCGCGGAGAACCACGAUCUGCAGGUGCGCUACCGCUGGGAGAAAAACGAUGUUGCGAUCUGGGAUAAUCGGUCCACGUUCCACACCGCUACACCGGACUAUGAUGGCCUGCGUGUGGGCAACCGCGUCGUGAGUGUCGGCGAGAAACCCUUCUUCGAUCCCGCGUCAAAGUCGCGCAGGGAGGCGCUCGGAAUCAAGUCCAAAGGGCUUUGA